This is a messenger RNA of Daphnia pulex (common water flea), 1958 nucleotides long. RefSeq lists its product as uncharacterized. Gene Ontology annotation, molecular function: serine-type endopeptidase activity. The record is from RefSeq and is a predicted model, not a curated record. Gene Ontology annotation, cellular component: membrane. The coding region runs from base 97 to 1878 and encodes 593 amino acids. Lineage: Eukaryota; Metazoa; Arthropoda; Branchiopoda; Diplostraca; Daphniidae. The transcript has 13 exons.
GUAAGUUUGAACGUUUGAAUUUGGAAUAAGUUAGCAUAGCAAAAUACUUUCGAAUAAAACUUUAUUCGAUUGAUUAGAUAAAGUGUUUUCUACAAUAUGGUGCUAAAUUGGGCCAUAUGUAUUGCAGUUGCAGCAGCAAUACAUCGAGUUCAAUUGGUUGUAGUGUCAGAGGAUAUACGUUUUCUGAAGGAAUCACAGAUUGAACAAUAUGAUAAUAAUACUGGCGAAGAAGAUAAUGAUUUGGCCAAACAGAGCUCAUUCCAUCUUAGUUUUCAAACACAACCCACAGAAGAUGGUCCCAUGAUUGUCCCAUGGAUAAACCAUGUGGGAAUUCCCCACAAUUCCCCCCCUACUUUACCAAUUUGCUACAAUCAAUCACCUAACCAAAAGGCUGGAGUAGUAAGGCUAGCUCAUGUUAUAUGCCGACAACUAGGGUUCAUGACAGUGACCAAAUGGUUUGGCAUUAGCAAAGAAGCAGUAGGUCUGCAUUUAAACUCUACCGGUCUUAGUGCUUAUUGUCGAGGAGACGAACAGUUCGUGGACCAUUGUCAAUGGCAGCGCCCUAUUGUGCCUUCAUGUAGUCAUAUUCUGGCGAUCGAAUGCGGUGAUUGUUCACGCUCGUACUUGAUGACAGAGGAAACUCGAAUAACGUUAGCCUCUCCUGGCUUCCCUGUUUAUAUUCCACUUGUAGUGUGUGAGUGGAACAUCACGUCGAUACCGGAAAAUAAUUUGCUCAUCAGGUUUCAACAGUUCGAGUUGCCUAGCCCUGUCUAUGACGAGUCAGUAAAUGAUGUCUCCUGUCGAUCGGGAUCGCUUGACGUCAUGUCAUACCACGAAGAUAUCAACAAAAUGGCUUUGGAUGGGCGUUUCUGUGGCCGCUACAGCCCAGGAAAUCUAACAAUAUUUUCAAAUCGUAUUCUGAUUCGAUUUACUGCGAAUUCAUUUAAGAUGGAAGCCAUCACUAAAAAAGGCUUUUUAGCUGAAUGUUCCCUUGUAUCUGCAGUCCAGUUGUCAAAUCAUAUUGCUGUUGUUCGCUGGGUACUGAUUGGCUGCGCAAUACUGUUUUCCGUUAUAACCGCAUUAUUCCUUUGGGUUUGGAAAGGAAACUUACGCAAGUUCUGUCUGCAUUUUUGUUUAAGCUACUGGGGAAACAACUCUCCAACAAAUGAAGACCACCCGAGUUUAGCAAGAUCCCCUAGACCAACAGCUAUUUUAUCGUCAUCUGUGACGCCAUUUAGUCGCAUUCCGGGGUUAGAAGAACAGCAAAUAGAGUCCAUAUAUCGUCGCUCAAGGAAUGGGGUGAAAGUUCCUGUCCAGGUUUGCGAUUCUCGUCACUUGGAACAAACUCGUCGACUGGAGAAAUGGCAUUCGUCAAAUCACCCUCGUUCGUCAUCUGUUGAUUUUAUAUCCAUGCAAAGUAUUAAUCCUCUAACAAAGAAGGACAUUUCGGUCGCUGCCAAUGCGAAAGAAAAGGAUGAAAGUCACGUCUACGAGGAAAUUGACAUUGGUUUACAAAAUGGCUGUUCUGAAAUAUCGUGUAUUCAUGCGAAAACAAGCACCACAUCACCUCCAAGAAUAAUUAUGCCGUUCGUUAGCCGAAGCCAUUAUGAACCACCUCGUAUAAUGCCAUAUCAACAAAAGUCACCUCCUGAGCCGUCCUCCACAUCAGUUCUGGUUUCGGGAUCUCAGUUGCCCUCCCGUGUUCAUCAGCCUCUGCGAGACCCAUCACAUGGACGGGCAUGUCCUUGUUUCAGUUGCAGAAACAGCGGAUCCAUUUUUUCAACGCCCUCCUACUUUCCGCAAUCUAGCGAAUCUGGUGAUGACAGUGCUUCCCUUAGUGGCAUCUAUAUAAGCCCCGAGCCCGAUUCUGAAGAGUAGUAAAUUUAGGGGAACGUUUGAUGUCAAUUAUUUAUUUUCUGUUAACAUUGGUUGCCGAGUAAAUUUGUUUACGGAGGAAA